Messenger RNA from Mus musculus (house mouse), 1041 nucleotides. It is a transcript of the gene Or8g19, whose product is annotated as olfactory receptor family 8 subfamily G member 19. The coding region runs from base 71 to 1006 and encodes 311 amino acids. Gene Ontology annotation, biological process: detection of chemical stimulus involved in sensory perception of smell; G protein-coupled receptor signaling pathway; signal transduction. The transcript has 2 exons. Gene Ontology annotation, cellular component: membrane; plasma membrane. Lineage: Eukaryota; Metazoa; Chordata; Mammalia; Rodentia; Muridae. Gene Ontology annotation, molecular function: G protein-coupled receptor activity; olfactory receptor activity. The record is from RefSeq and is marked validated.
AAAGAAGAGUUGAGUCCUGGAAGAAGGUGAAUGGAAAAGCAGACCAGGCUCAAAGAUUUGAUUGGAGGACAUGGCAGCAGGAAACCGCUGCACAGUGACUGAGUUCUUCUUAGUUGGGCUCUCAGAGAAGUCAGAACUCCAGCUGCCACUCUUCCUGCUCUUCACAGGAAUCUAUCUGAUCACUGUGGCAGGGAACCUGGGCAUGAUCACACUAAUUGGGCUCAGUUCCCACCUGCACACACCCAUGUACUAUUUCCUCAGCAGUCUGUCCUUCAUUGACUUCUGUCAGUCCACAGUUGUUAUUCCUAAAAUGCUCAUGAGCUUUCUGACAGAGAAGAACAUCAUCUCUUACUCUGGAUGUAUGGCUCAGCUCUACUUCUUCCUCAUAUUUGGUAUUGCAGAGUGCUACACAUUAGCUGCAAUGGCAUAUGACCGAUAUGUUGCUAUUUGUAACCCCUUGCUUUACAAUGUAACCAUGUCCUAUCAGAUUUACAGUUCUCUGAUUUCAGGAAUAUAUAUUUUUGCUGUGUUCUGUUCAUCCUUAAACACUGGCUUCAUGCUUAGGACUCAGUUCUGCAAUUUAGAUGUGAUUAACCACUAUUUCUGUGAUCUUCUACCCCUCUUGAAUCUUGCAUCCUCUAAUACGUUUAUCAUUGAAAUAUUGAUUCUAGUUAUUGCUACACUGAAUGUCUUUAUCCCAGUGCUGACCAUUAUUACUUCCUACAUCUUCAUUAUUGCCACCAUCCUCUGCAUUCACUCCAGGGAGGGCAAGUUCAAGGCUUUUAGUACUUGCAGUUCCCACAUCUCUGCUGUUGCUAUCUUUUAUGGUUCUGGUGCAUUCACGUACUUACAGCCCUCAUCACUGAAUUCUAUGGGCCAAGCAAAAGUGUCCUCUGUGUUUUAUACUACUGUUGUACCCAUGCUGAACCCCUUAAUCUACAGCCUGAGGAAUAAGGAUGUCAGUAUUUCAUUGAAGAAAAUACUUGAAAGAAAAAAAUUCAUGUAAGCAGGAAUCAUGUGAACAUUGUUUAUCACAGAAAA